Molecule: messenger RNA, 465 nt
Organism: Quercus robur (English oak)
Lineage: Eukaryota; Viridiplantae; Streptophyta; Magnoliopsida; Fagales; Fagaceae
Product: 2S seed storage albumin protein-like
Exons: 1
Coding region: 1-465 (154 amino acids)
Molecular function (GO): nutrient reservoir activity
Source: RefSeq, a predicted model, not a curated record
AUGGCUAAGCUCACUUUAUUAGCAGCUAUUUUAACAUUCCUCCUAGUCGUUGCCAACACCUGUGCCUACAGCGUUGCCAACAUUGAGGUCGAUGGAUACAGGGAUGCAGACAUGCGAGCUCCGGUGAGGUCGACAUGCUGUGAGCAAGUCCAAAGGCAGGACCUCAACCAGUGUGUGCAAUACUUAAAGCGUGCAAGCGAAGGGUACCUAAGCUUGCGAAGAGGAUGUGAUGAAAAGGAAGAGCGGCAGCAAGCAGCUCUGCUAUGCUGCGAGCAGCUGAGGCAAUUGGAUGACAAAUGCCAAUGUGAAGGGGUAGUUGAAGUGUUCAAGGAGCAAAUGCAACAGGGACAAUUGCAAGGCCAAGGGAUGAGAGAGAUAUUGCAGAGGGUUAGGGAGUUGCCUGAGAUGUGUGGCUUGGAAACCCAGCACUGUGAAAUACCAUCUGGGUGUGGUUUUGCUUUCUAA